AUGAGUAGCGACCCCAUCCGUUUGGCGGUGGCGGCAAACGCGCAGGACAACGCGCGGGCGCGGGUGUUUCAGCGGGGCAGCGUGGCGAAUGUCGUCAGUCCCGUUGUUGGGAAGGUGCCGCCGAAGACCACCGUGCCGCCGAGCGACUGCCCCCCUCUCCCUAAUGAGGGAGGCGGGAACAGGGAGUGCCUGGCGUCACGCAUCACACCUUGCCCGCAGUUCGAGCGGCUGCGUUGUGCGGCGCAGGAGGACCGCCAAGACCGAGUCCUCCGGCAGCUGCAAGAGGUGAAGCGCGCCACGGAACUGAGAGAACGGCAGACACUUCUGUCGCAGCACGUGUCGAUGAGCGACUAUUACGCCACGCUCUUUCGUCCGCCCCAGGCAGGCGUUUCCGCCACGGCAAACGCAUCGGCCUGGCCUUCAACUGGGUCUUUGUGCGCCCGCCAUGUGGCGCUGAAUGACGUGGAGGAGUCUUUCAUUGCGUGCUACUACCGAAUGCACCCCUCCGCGCUGCAACGCAAGAAGGAGGCGGAAGAAGCAGAGGUCCAACGGCGGCAAUCCGUACUGGCUGCAGCGCAACUCUCCUUCUUUGCCGGCGAGUCUCCAGGCUCGCAGAGACUCACAGCGCAGCGAGGCCCAAAGACUAUUGGCAAAAAGAAGCUGCGAGGGAAAGUAGAGGUAAAGCCAAAGGAGGGGGCGCCAGCGGUAAAUCUCCGUAUUCUGCUGGUUGCACUGUUGGAGGCUUCCGAUGACAGAGGCCUUGUUACGUGCGACGCCCUUGCUGCGGCACUUAAGCGUGCGCCGUUUGACGUGCACGAUGUGGAGGCCAUUGAGUCAUUUUUCCUCCUUGUGCGAGCUUCAUCUACGGCGGUGGAAACCGGGGAUAGUGAAACAGAACGCCGUCUUGAUAUAUCCAACAGCGCCAGCAUCGUUGCCCCACGCGUGCUACAGCAGGGUACGUCUCAGCGCAUGUCAACGGCAGGGCCAACAGGCUCACCUGGGGGAUUAGGACAUCCCACUUCCCUAACGAGCACUGCAACGUUGCUGACAAGUGGGCGUCGCUUGGCACAGGGUCUGGGUGCGAGUCAAUCCAUUCACCGCCGCACCCUUCUUACCCCGCAUACGUCGAAGAUUCCCGCUGCGCCUGUGACCCCAACCGGCGGCGGCGGCGGAGGCCCUGUCGCUGUGACGGAGUGUGCUCCUCCUUCAGUGGUCCGUGCACGUGAAGUACUGGCUGCGAUAGAUGCCGUCAUCAACGGCCCUGAGCUGCGCGACGCGGUGCGGUCACUCUGCUUUGAUGUGCUGGAGAGCGACGGGUUUAUACACAGGGUAACCCUGAGAACCCUGCGCCUCGUGCGUCGCGAGGCCUGCGAGGAGAAGGGCGCGACGGUGACACCUUCCAUCGUGAAGGCACUUGGUGAUGCGCUGGAGAUUAUGUUACAGGAAGAGGAGGCGGAGUACCUACGCUCACAGACGAAAGGAAAGCGCCGUGCGAAGGCUACCAAGGCGGCUGCGCUGCUUCCACACCAAAAAUCCGCUGUUCCGCUGCACAUGAUGCGCCGCUCGCACAUCAACCUAAAGGAGUUUACCCGCUUCUUCGAUGAACUUCCAAUGGUUGCCGCGGCCUUCACACAUGUGUGGUUCCCCGCACUUUUUUCCACGAGCCGGUCCUCUCGAAAGCGGCCGACGACCACCGGGUUCAACGAAGAUGCUCCGCCGGACGACGAUGACAACGACAACAACAACAACACGGUGGAAGGCACAUCGGAGACGUCAUGCUUUCAGCACGGCAACAUGGCCCGACGGGUGGUGAUGGAGCGACUCAAAUGUAUGAAACCCGUUUCCGCCUCUGCAAGUGAUGGGACGUUGCAGCGGUAG
Molecule: messenger RNA, 1878 nt
Organism: Trypanosoma rangeli
Lineage: Eukaryota; Euglenozoa; Kinetoplastea; Trypanosomatida; Trypanosomatidae
Exons: 1
Coding region: 1-1878 (625 amino acids)
Source: RefSeq, a predicted model, not a curated record